UCCCUCUGCUGUGGAAAAGCUGGAAAGCGGGAGGGUUGGAGACGCUUUGGUUCAUAAUUGAUGUUUUCCCAUGGAGGAGGAGCCCGCGUCGUCCAUGAAGGGGAGACUACCCGUAAGGUGGGAGAAAUCCUUUUUUUUUUUUUCAGAUUGUUUUUUCCUUUUUUUCAGUGGGAUAACAUCAGGAGGGUUAGGCGAGCCAAUUAAGUCCCACCCCUGCUAUAGAUCGUUGCUAUAAUACAAAGCAGUAAAAGCGCCCGGCUCACACAAGCGGCUGCAGUUUUAACCAGAGAUCCCGUGGCUUUUAAUUCUCUCGCUACUUUUCUUUUUUUUUUAUCCUCUUUCGAUGUGCCCCGUUAUUACCAUCAGUCUGAGGCGCUCAUUCCCGCACCUGCCGCGGUAAGAGACCAAGAGACGCAGGCGGAAAAAGAAGGAGAAGAGAGGAGACAAGGACAUCGGCGGCUGAGACAAGACAGCAGCAGCAGCAGCAGCGGUGAUUCGUUUUUUUUCUUUUCUUUUCUUUUUUUUUUUUUAGAUCUUUUUUUAUUUUUUUUAUUUUGAACAUGCAUCAGCGCUGGACCAGAAUCGCUUCUGUCGCUCUCAUCUGCUUGUCCUUGGUGUCCUCCGCGGUGGGAUGCGGACCGGGCAGGGGCUACGGCAGGAGGAGACACCCCAAGAAACUGACACCUCUGGCGUACAAGCAGUUCAUCCCCAACGUGGCGGAGAAGACCCUGGGGGCGAGCGGCAGAUACGAGGGCAAGAUCACACGGAACUCCGAGCGCUUUAAAGAGCUCACUCCCAAUUAUAACACAGACAUCAUCUUCAAGGAUGAGGAGAACACAGGAGCCGACAGGAUGAUGACUCAGAGGUGCAAAGACAAGCUGAACUCGCUGGCCAUCUCCGUGAUGAACCAGUGGCCCGGGGUGAAGCUCCGGGUCACGGAGGGCUGGGACGAGGACGGGCACCACUUUGACGAGUCCCUGCACUACGAGGGCAGGGCCGUUGACAUCACCACCUCGGAUAGAGACAAGAGCAAAUACGGCACCCUGUCCAGGCUUGCCGUGGAAGCCGGAUUCGACUGGGUCUACUAUGAGUCGAAGGCUCACAUCCACUGCUCUGUUAAAGCAGAAAACUCAGUGGCAGCCAAGUCGGGCGGCUGCUUCCCGGGCUCCUCCACUGUCACCCUGCUGGACGGCAGCGAGAAGGCGGUCAGAGACCUCCGGACGGGCGACAAGGUCCUGGCGGCGGACGGCGACGGGAACCCGGUCUACACCGACUUCAUCAUGUUCCUGGACCGAGACUCCGCCACCAGGAGGACCUUCUACGUGAUCGAGACCGAGGCGGGCCAGAAGAUCACCCUCACCGCCGCGCACCUCCUCUUCGUCAGCCGCGGCAACUCCACGCGCUCGGCGGUGUUCGCCGGCGACGUGCGACCCGGACACAAGGUGUUCGUCUACGACGGGGAGCCGCGUCCGCUCGUGGCCGUGAGCGUGAAACGGAUUUACACGCAGCAGCACCAGGGCUCCUACGCGCCCGUCACGGCGCAGGGGACCGUGGUGGUGGACCAGGUCCUGGCGUCCUGUUACGCGGUGAUCGAGGACCACCAGCUGGCGCACUGGGCCCUGGCGCCCGUGCGGAUCGCCCACUGGGUGUCCACGUCGCUGUUCAGCUCCGGGCCUCGGGUCAGCACGCACAGCGAGGGGGUGCACUGGUACUCCAAACUGCUGUACCAGCUGGGGACGUGGCUCUUGGACGACCACUCGAUGCACCCACUGGGGAUGUCAGCAUACCCAAGCUGAAAACUUCCCCCCCUCCUCCUCCCCAACCCGCAGGAACAGAACCAGACUCAAGUAGGACCCUCGAACUAUCUAGUAGAACGACAUAUUAAAUAAUAAUAAUGAUCUUAAAAGAAAAAGAGAGAGAGAGAGAGAGAGAGAAAAACGAACAAAGAGACGACAGAGGCCCCAGCGAAGUUGGGAUAUUUAUUUCAGUGACUUUUCCAAGAUGCGUCCCCUUUCAAAGAAUGAACGGAGCCUUAAAAAAAAAAAAAUCCUCUUUGAAUAAUUUAUUCUCAUGUGAACUCUGCUGCUGCUGUCACAGGAAUGGAUUGUGAAACGAUGCGAGCAGCAAAUUGUGCAUAAUCUAUUUUUGUAUAUCGCAACUGCAAAAAAAAAAGAAAAAGAAAAAAAACAUUAAAAAAGGAGAAAAACAACAAAAAAAAAGAGACAAAAAUUAAUAAUAAAAAAAAAACUGGACAGAGAAGAAGAUCACUACACAUGUGCGACUGACUGUUAUAUUUUGGGGGUACAGAACAAACUUCGCGGGGUUCCAUAAAUUAUAUUUUUAUACACAGAAAUGUAAAUUAGAUUUGCUGCCGAAUCACAUUUCGUUUUUUGAAAUAGUGUAAGAUAUGAGAAUAUAUUUUAAUUUAAAAAAAAAACUACAGUAGCUUGGAAAGUAUUGGAAAUCUUGUACUGCUAUUUGUUUUUCUUUUAUAAUUUUUGGUGUCAUGUCUGCAUUUUCUGCUUUUUUGUGUGCGUGUGUUAGUUUCAAUUUUUUGUUUUCUUCAGAUGAAAAGAAAAUGUCAAUGGAAAAAAAAUGCAGAUUUUGACAGUUCAGUGACAGUUAAAGUAGUACUGAAACAGCUUCGUUAAAUAAAUUAAUAAGUAACUCCUGUAAAUGUACUAAAAUGUUAUUAUUAUUUUUUCCUUUUCAUAUUUUGUAAUAGGGACAUAGUUUUCUAUAUAUAGAAAAUGACCUGCGGCAGAUGCACAUGUCUGGAUAGUCUCUACCAUACCAGUUAACUUUCAUAACAGGGCGAUGUGUCAAAAAAUGUCUAGAGUUUAUUAUUUAUAUGUUUAUUACGAAAUGAGAUAAAGCAAAUCUUCAAACUUGCA
Fundulus heteroclitus (mummichog) is the source of this 2894-nucleotide messenger RNA. RefSeq names its product sonic hedgehog signaling molecule a (gene shha). The transcript is spliced from 3 exons. Gene Ontology annotation, biological process: protein autoprocessing; intein-mediated protein splicing; cell fate specification. Lineage: Eukaryota; Metazoa; Chordata; Actinopteri; Cyprinodontiformes; Fundulidae. Gene Ontology annotation, molecular function: patched binding; calcium ion binding. The record is from RefSeq and is a predicted model, not a curated record. The coding region runs from base 561 to 1796 and encodes 411 amino acids.